ACAGUCCAGGCGGGAAUCGAAGACUGAGGCGGCGAAAUGGCAAGCUACGUUAUAUUCGAUCUCAAACCCCCGAGGACGCUUUUCUCUCUGCCAUGGACGACAAAGGAUCCGAACAACUACAAUCAACCAUACUUUCUCAUCCAAUGCACAAGUUUGAUACUCCUACACCAGCAGGUGCCUACAAUGGUGAUGGUGAUUUAAAAAACCUUUACGGUGUUAGUGAUGCUGAGGUUUUGAGAUAUCUUAACAACAAUAAGGUGGCAUCUUAUAAAAGGGUCAUUUGGGAAACAAUGAAUAUGGAUUAUCAGAAGGAAAAGAACCAAAAGAGAGCCAAAACUGCUAAGAAAGCUGGUUCAACUAAAGUUGUUAAAUCUUCACAGAAAAUAAAUAAUGAGAAGAAAUUGAGUUUAAAGAUCAAUUACGAUAUGUUGAAUAAACUUGAGCAGGAUGAGGUUCUGGAAAUGGGAACUGGAGAAGGCAUGGAUUCUCAUCAUGACCAUCAUUACGGGAGUACUCUUGAUGAUGUGAAAUUCAACUCGGAAGCAUACAGUUCAGGAGAAACAAUUAAUGAUGAUGACUACCAGCAUGAAAAGCUAGGCAGUGAAGAAGAGGAUGAUGCCAUUGAAGAUUACUAUGCUAUUACAGAUUAUGGAAUCGAUGAUGAUGCUUAUGGUCAUAAUGAAGAGCUUGAUUAUGAAGAACACUAGUUCGAAUUUUUUGUUUCAAAAGAAUAGUAUCUCUUUAAUUUUAUAAUUUUGUAGUCUUUCUUUUCCUGAUUAAACUGCAUCUUAGGGGGUUAUUUUUCAACCGAACUGACUUCUCUGUUUGAUGAGGGAACUGCAACGGUGAAACUGCAGGAAAUCCAUCGGAGUAUGGUCAGUUUGGUUUUGUUUAAAUUUUAGAUUUUUUGGAUGGUUCCCUAAGGUGUUUUGAUGUUCCCUCUCCUAGGUGACUAAUGAAUUUUAGACUUGUAAAUCACAUCAAAUAUAAAUAUAGAUGUAUACCAUUUGUGUUUCGGUCAGUUGGAUACCGUUGGAAACACCUUGUAACAAGCACAGUACUAUGUAUGAACAAGUGACGGAUGUUUGUCUAAAGAAUUUUUAAAAUGUUAA
Messenger RNA from Humulus lupulus (European hop), 1112 nucleotides. RefSeq lists its product as uncharacterized. The record is from RefSeq and is a predicted model, not a curated record. Lineage: Eukaryota; Viridiplantae; Streptophyta; Magnoliopsida; Rosales; Cannabaceae. The transcript has 6 exons. The coding region runs from base 93 to 707 and encodes 204 amino acids.